Molecule: messenger RNA, 1716 nt
Organism: Clonostachys byssicola
Lineage: Eukaryota; Fungi; Ascomycota; Sordariomycetes; Hypocreales; Bionectriaceae
Source: the annotation of a GenBank genome assembly
AUGAAUAUGCUAAAGCGAGCUCUUCCCGAGGACGUUGGGGUUAGCCCCAGCAAGAUCGAGGCGUUUCUCGACGAUGCCGAGUCCAAGGGAAUAGAAUUACACUCCUUUAUGAUAUAUUGGCAGCAGAGUGUGAUCGCCGAGGGCUGGUGGUGGCCAUACCAACAGGAUAUCCCUCACAUGCUGCACUCUGCGACCAAAAGCUUCCUCGCCGUCGCUGUAGGGCUGGCCAUUCACGAAAACUACUUUGGCCUUCACGACAAAGUGGUCUCCUUCUUUCCAGACCAUGCCCUUCCCGAUGGCGAAUCUAGCAAAAGGGCCCAGAACAUGACCGUUGAGCACCUCCUGACGCAGACAAGUGGCCACGGUGUUGGGCAGUCCGGAGGAGAGUGGCGUAACAUCGAAGGGAGCUGGGUGGACAAGUUCUUCAGCACGCCGCUCGAUCAUGAACCCGGGUCGGAGUUCGUCUACUCCAGCGCCACCAGCUUCAUGCUCUCGGCUAUAAUCACCAAGACCACCGGUGUGCCAGUCCGAGACUUCCUCGAGCCGAGGCUGUUCCGCCCUCUGGGUAUAAAGAUGCUCAACUGGGAUGAUGGCCCAGGUGGAGUGAAUCCAGGCGGCAACGGAAUCAGUUGCCUUUCCGAAGACUUCCUCAAAUUAGGGAUUCUCCAUCUUCAAGAAGGCAUGUGGGAAGGCAAACAGAUCUUACCGAAGGAGUACGUCAAGGCCAGCACCACUCCUCAGCGAGAAAACCCAUACGGGUACCACUGGUGGACACUCCCUGACGGUGCGUAUCAAGCUCGGGGCAUGUUUGGGCAGUACGUGACAGUGUUGCCAAAACAUGACGCCGUUGUAAUGGUUACUGGAGGUGUGCCACAAGGCGCUAUCGCGUUGAAGGAACUUAUUUCCCAGCAUUUCCCGUCAAUGUUUCUAUCCUCAGACGGACCCGCGAGCGAAGGAACCUCACCCCGCCCGCUGCCGACUCGUUUACGCCACUUACAUCUUAUGGCUCCUCUUGAGACUCCGCCCAAAUCUUCUUACUUGGAGAACAUCGUCUCGAAGGAACGGUUUGCAGCAAAAAGACCCAAUGAUGAUGGUGUUAUCUCGUUCACUCUUGACUUUUCGAACACCACGUGCUUCUGCAUAUUCCAUCUACAUGACCAUCGAGGGUUCCACCAGGUUGAACUUGGCUUCCAUAGCUGGCGGGGGGGCAAAACGAGCCUGUCAGGCGCAAAAUUGCACCACGGCUACGAGUUUGCCCAGUCGAGCGUCGUCUCCAGAGGUCUGUGGACGUCGGAGGACACGUUUGAGAUGACACUCCAGUUCAACGAGACUGCCUUCCGCGAUGUCAUUACAGUGACAUUCUUGAACGGUGGAAGCGUCGCCAAGCUGGACCGACGUGUCAAUGUCAAUUCCUUUGGUAGGCAAAGGCCAACAAUAUGGUGCAGCACCCUCGUCAAAGGUGACGAGCUGCUUCCCUCGAGUGGGCUUGGAUCUGGUCACAAAAUCACUUACUCCAUCGCCUCGAGCACGGUUGGUGAACUCCUUGAUAACCCGGAGACACGAGCUAUUUUGGAACAGGAAGUCCCAGAACAACUUCUUGCAGAUCCGAGGCUGGAAAAAGCUCGUAUGUACACCUUUGAGAUGGUCGGGCCGAGGGUAAAGGGGAUGGGAGAAGAUAUUUUGGCUAAGAUCGAUGCCAGGUUGGCAGCUCUCUAA